Molecule: messenger RNA, 2352 nt
Organism: Toxotes jaculatrix (banded archerfish)
Lineage: Eukaryota; Metazoa; Chordata; Actinopteri; Toxotidae
Gene: degs2
Product: delta(4)-desaturase, sphingolipid 2
Exons: 3
Coding region: 65-1033 (322 amino acids)
Biological process (GO): ceramide biosynthetic process; sphinganine metabolic process
Cellular component (GO): membrane
Molecular function (GO): sphingolipid delta-4 desaturase activity
Source: RefSeq, a predicted model, not a curated record
GUGAAGGCUUCAUGACACACAUAACGCCACAGAGCCAGUUGCCUGAUACUUACAAAGGAAAGUCAUGGGGAAGACAGGUGGAAGAGGCGACUUUGAAUGGGUCUACAAUGACCAGCCGCACACUUCGAGAAGAAAAGAAAUACUAGCCAAAUACCCAGAGAUCAAGUCUCUAAUGGGUCCAGACCCCCAGCUGAAGUGGGUGGUAUCAGGCAUGGUCCUAACCCAGCUCCUGGCCUGCUAUCUGGUUCGCGACCUCUCCUGGAAGUGGAUUUUCUUCUGGGCUUACGCCUUCGGAGGCUGCAUUAACCACUCCCUGACUCUGGCUAUCCACGACAUCUCUCACAACGUAGCCUUUGGCAACAAGCUGGCAAAGUGGAACCGCUGGUUUGCAAUGUGGGCCAACCUGCCCAUCGGGCUGCCCUAUUCUGCCUCUUUCAAGAAGUACCACAUCGACCACCAUCGGUAUCUGGGAGGCGACCAGCUGGAUGUUGACAUCCCUACAGACUUUGAGGGAUGGUUCUUCUGCACCCCAGCCAGGAAGGUCCUGUGGCUUUUCCUCCAGCCGUUUUUCUACGCCCUGCGCCCACUGGUGGUCAAUCCAAAGCCAGUGUGUCAGCUGGAGAUCCAGAACGCAGUAGUUCAGCUCACAGUAGAUUUAAUUAUCUACUAUCUAUGGGGCUUGAAGCCCAUUGUUUACCUCAUUGCUGGAUCUAUCCUGUGUAUGGGACUGCACCCUAUCUCUGGACAUUUCAUAGCUGAGCAUUACAUGUUCCUGAAAGGACACGAGACAUAUUCUUACUAUGGACCACUGAACUGGAUCACCUUCAAUGUCGGGUAUCACAUGGAGCACCAUGACUUCCCCAGUAUACCUGGCAGUAAACUACCUCAGGUCAAGCAAAUCGCAGCAGAGUAUUAUGACUCCCUUCCUCAACACACUUCCUGGACCCGGGUAUUAUGGGACUUUGUGUUUGAUGACAGCAUUGGCCCCUACGCCAGGAUCAAACGGGAGUACAAGCUAAGCAAGCAAGAAUAGAUGUGUGACUUAUUAUAUGUCCCAUUAAAAAGGAAUGUGAAUUUCAGUAGUUAGAAACCUAUGGACCACUACGAAAUGUCAUAUUCACUAGUUUAAAUGUUUGGUUUUUCCAUGUAGUGUGUAGUUGUCACUCUAUCUACACUUUAGAAUGUGGCAGACAGUCCCAUCUUAAAUAAGUCCUGUACUUGAGUUACUAUAUGGAAAAUAAAUAUGCACAUAGCAGUUGGAUACAUACAAUUUAUGGAAAUGGGAAUUCAGCAUGUACAGCUAGAUGGUUUCUUUGGCCCAUUAUUUACUCAUGCAUCUAUUACUCCUAUAAAUAGAUGUCCCGUUGUUGUGACAUUGACAAUGACAUUUUCUUGUACACAGAAGAUGCUGAGAAGGGCAAAAUGAUGAUGAUAAUUGUAUAAUAAUAGUAUUCUGUGAUAGUAUUUGGUAUAAACAUCCUCAUUUCUUACAAGACAAAGGUCACAUGCAUUCUCAUGAGGUUUUACAGAGCUGUCACUACCUCUGUAGAUUUCCUUCCUGCCUGUGAGCAUUACGUCAGGCCUCUUAAGAAUUUCUGAAUGUGAGAAUCAAGGCACACAAAGCCUCUUAGAUUACCUAAUGCAAUUUCACAUCCAUUGCGCAGAACAGUGCUGAAGUGGAAAAUGAGCAUUGAAACUUACCCUUUUAGUAAGAAGAGCCUUUUCUUCAGUGACGCCUCAUUCUGCUUGCUUGCCGCUCCAUUGUGCUGUAAACAGUUCGAUUAUAUCUACAGGGAGUGGACAAAAUAACAGGAUCAACAUACAAUGCAAAAAUGGCUUUUUUUUCCUAUGAUGUGAAUAUCCACGGCACUGCAAGAAAACGUACUACAAAGUUACAAAUAGGCUAUGUUGCCUGAAUUGAUGAUGCAGCCGGUACAAAAUCCUAAAUUAUAUGUAAUGAGGUGAGGAAAAAAGCCUAUGAAAUCACAGCAAGAAAACUGCAUUAGCAAAAAGUGGUGGUCACAAGCAGACCUUGACCUUCGCUCUAUGAAAGUCUCUUAACAACACUACAAACUACCACAAAUCAACACUGACUACUGAAUAAAAACCUUACAUACUUCCCCAAUUUAGUGUUUACUGCAGGGCUGUUAUGUUUCUGUUAUUUUGUCCACCCACUGUAUAUACAACUCAAUCUAUGUGUUGUGAUUAAUAACUGUUAUCUUUGUUGUUUCUAUUUAAAUGAUUGUAUAACUGUUUUUUUAUAAUAUAAAAAAACAGUUUUUUAUAAUAUAAAAAAACAGUGAAAGAUCUGCAUAAGAAGAUACUACUAUAAAGAAUAUAAGUUUUGGUUGA